Messenger RNA from Prosopis cineraria, 2121 nucleotides. Its product is annotated as probable protein phosphatase 2C 12. The record is from RefSeq and is a predicted model, not a curated record. Gene Ontology annotation, molecular function: protein serine/threonine phosphatase activity. NCBI's taxonomy places the organism in Eukaryota, Viridiplantae, Streptophyta, Magnoliopsida, Fabales, Fabaceae. Gene Ontology annotation, biological process: protein dephosphorylation.
UGUUUUGAGAUGACAAAAAGAAGGUGAGAGCAAAAGGCAGGCCCAGAGAUUGCUCAAUUUGGAGCUACAUUCCUUCUCUCUCCCCCCAAACUCUUCCUCUAUCGACAAUGGAAUUUUUGCAGGACGUCGGGAUCCGAGUUUUGCGAUCACGCACAGCAAUGAUUCUGUUACAAUAAAGCAUGGAGGACUAGAGCUAUACGCAUUCUUCUGCAGUGGGUCUUAUUGGCAUUUGAGCUUGAGGGGCGUCGACGAUGUCAGCCAAGAGCGAACACCAUACGGUCCCCCUUUCUGUGCUCCUGAAGCGUGAAUCAGCAAGCGAAAAAAUUGAAAAACCAGAAAUUCAGCAUGGCCAAGCCAGCCAGAGCAAAAAGGGAGAGGAUUUCACGCUAGUAAAAACGGAAUGCCAGAGGGUGGUGGGAGACGGGGUUUCGACAUAUUCUGUUUUUGCACUAUUUGAUGGGCACAAUGGAUCUGCUGCUGCUAUUUAUGCCAAGGAGAAUCUCCUAAAUAAUAUUUUAAGUGUAAUUCCUUCAGAUCUUAACAGGGAUGAGUGGGUAGCAGCUUUGCCCAGGGCUUUAGUUGCAGGCUUUGUAAAAACUGAUAAAGAUUUUCAAGAAACAGCUCAAACAUCAGGAACAACUGUGACCUUUGUGAUUAUAGAAGGAUGGUUUGUCACCGUUGCAUCUGUCGGUGAUUCCCGAUGCAUACUUGAACCUUCUGAAGGUGGGCUUUAUUACCUGUCAGCGGAUCAUAGGCUAGACACCAAUGAAGAGGAAGUGACACGUAUAACGAGUAGUGGGGGUGAGGUUGGUCGGCUAAAUACUGGUGGAGGUGCAGAGAUUGGUCCUUUGAGAUGUUGGCCAGGUGGCUUGUGUCUUUCAAGAUCACUUGGUGAUUUGGAUGUUGGACAAUUCAUUGUUCCUGUACCUUACGUAAAGCAAGUGAAGCUGUCCACAUCUGGAGGCAGACUUAUCAUCUGCAGUGAUGGUGUUUGGGAUGCUCUAUCUGCAGAAUCAGCCCUUGAUUGUUGUCGUGGGAUGUCACCAGAGGUUGCAGCACCGCAUAUCGUUAAAGAAGCGGUACAAGCAAAGGGGCUUAGAGAUGAUACAACCUGCAUUGUUAUUGAUAUUUUGCCCCCAGAGAAACCACCUGCUGCCCCUUUGGCACACGCUAAAAGACCAGUGAAAGGAAUGUUUAAAUCGAUGUUUAGAAGGAAGUCUGCAGAAUCAUCUUCUUAUAAUGAAAAAGAUUAUAUGGAGCCUGAUGUGGUAAUGGAGAUGUACGAGGAAGGAUCUGCUAUGCUUUCAGAGAGGUUAGACACAAAAUAUCCACUCUGCAACAUGUUUAAGCUGUUUACAUGUGCAGUCUGUCAAGUUGAGAUGAAGCCUGGAGAGGGUAUAUCAAUACACGAAGGGGCAUCCAACCAAGGAAAAUUGCGUCCCUGGGACGGUCCAUUCCUUUGCCGAAGUUGCCAAGACAAAAAAGAGGCCAUGGAAGGGAAAAGAAAAUUAGAUGGACAUGGCAGCGGGAGUGACUAACGAAUUCGUAUGUAUACUUGCAUUUUGAGAGAGCUAAUGAUUCCUCAGAUAAUCGGAGGUUGAACUUCCGAACAGUGAUUCCCCUAUGUUGUCAUGGGGGUUUCUCGAGAUUUUGGACCUAUUUUGAGAUUACACCUCAAAAUUGAUUUGGAUUUUUCUCUUUUAUCCAAGUGCUUCAGGGACAGAUGAUUAUCAGUUGCUUGUUGUACGAUUUCUGACUUGGGAGGAGUGGAAUAGCAACCACCCAAGUGUUGUGGAAGGCUGCCUUAACUGCAGUGUACAAUACUACAAUAGGAUGUUGGAAGCAUUUUAUUCUUUUCCUUUUUCUUUUUUUUUGUGCGGCGAAUCGUUCAUUUGUACAUGGGUCCUUUGGAAUCACGAUAUGGACCUUAGAAGCAAGGGCUUUUUGUUGUAAUGUGUUAUAGGGAAUUCCUUCCCACGUUGGGUUAGAAGUGUAUUUGUAUGGAGCCGUUUAAAUGGUUUGUUGUUGUGGCAUUAGAUUUUGAUUACUACUUACUAAACGAAUUAACCCCUGUAAUAAAAAUGUUGUUUGAUCCAUAAUCCAUCAUCGCUUUUAAAACGA